Molecule: messenger RNA, 3773 nt
Organism: Linum trigynum
Lineage: Eukaryota; Viridiplantae; Streptophyta; Magnoliopsida; Malpighiales; Linaceae
Source: the annotation of a GenBank genome assembly
CUUAAAAAUAGAUUAAAAUAUUAAUAAUCAAGGGUGCAGAUAUUGGUAGCCACCGUGAUUACUCAAAAUUGAGUAACCACGCUAACGCGUUCCAUGAUUUUCACUUACCCAGAAUCUCUAAUUCCUUCCAUGUUGUGUUUGGCCGAUGAAUGCUUGCCCUCUUUUAAUUGCUUCUAAUAUUGGAUUUAAUUGUGAUCCAUAUAUUUGUAGAUGGCAUAUUAUUAUACUUACCUUUUUUCAUUUGUUAUGCGGUAUGAAGGAUUCGUUUCUUAGAUGGGAUUUAUUAUACUUGCCUUUCAUUCAUUUUGGCUAGAGGUAGCAAAUGGAUUGAUCCAUGGAUCAAAUGGACUGGAUCCAAUGAAUUGGAUUAGGUGUAUAUUUUUAAUGGGUUGGUGGAUUGGAUUGAGAAUUAUCACCUCUAAUUUUGGCCGAUGAAUGCUUCAUUUUGUAUUUUAUGGCUGCUAGUUUUAUUAGUAGAUGUGAUAUUAUAUAUUAUUAACUUUCCUUUCAUUUUUAAUAUGUAUCCAUUGCAUUAGGAUAAUAGCAGAUGAGUUUUCAUUAUUUUGGUGGGUUCCUUUCAUUCAUGGGUUGUCAUUAUUUUGGUGUGUUCAUUUGUGGGUUGUUUUGAACGGGGAACAAAUUUUGGUGUGUUCUUCUCAUUCGUGAGUUGUUUUUAAUGGGGAACAAAUUUUGGUGUCAUGCUUAGAUGGAUAAUGAAACACAUAGCUUGAAUGGAGAUGAUGUCCCUGUUUUUUACAAUGAGGGUAACAUUGAUGACACUGAAGAUCUCAUAUCUUUGAAUAGAAUACUAGUACUUCAAACUUGGCAAACAAUCAUGGAUUAUUGGCAACGACAAAGAAAGACUUGUGAGAUUACACUAAUAUGUUACAUUGUUCAUGCACCAUAUUUGUUAAAUUGUCUUCAACCUGCUAUUGAUGGACCACUAGGUCAACAUGAAAGUUACCGAGCAAGGAAAUGUCGAGAGUUUAUGGAUCGUCUAACCCUCCAAGAUACAUUCUGUCGUUCAACCUUGAGAAUGGGAUCACAUGCAUUUGCUGCAUUAUGUGAGAUGUUGAGGAAUACUGGGCCGUUCGUCAUCUACAAACGGAGCACUGUAGAGGAGCAAGUAGCAAAGUUUUUGCUAGGACACAUUGGUGGAAACUACACUUCCCUGUGUCUUCAUUACUAUCGUAGUAAUGAAACAGUUCAUCGUCAUUUUCACAAUGUCUUGCGAGCAGUCUUGAGCCUAGUCCCUCAACUCUUACAACAACCUGCAACCACCACUACUGUGGGAUCUAAAAUUCAUGAAAUCCUCGGUUUUAUCUUUAUUUUCAGGUAAAUAUCAUACAUACCAAUUCAUUAUAUACAUCAAUUUCAUAACUAUAGAAAAUAUUAUAAUUGUAUUAUAAUCAUACAGGAUUGCCUUGGUUCUGUUGAUGGAUCACAUUUUCAUGUUAAGGUUCCACGUGAUGACCAACCAAGAUUUCUUGGUCGGAAAGAAUGGCCUACACAAAAUGUAAUAGCUUGUUGUGACUUUGAGUUGAAAUUUACCUAUGUGUUAGCGGGUUGGGAGGAAACUGCAUAUGAUUCAAGAAUCAUAAAAAAUGCAUUUGUUUGGCCUGACGGACUUGUCAUCCCAAAAGGUGAGUGAUCAUUACAGUUCUAGCGUAUUGGGUAAUUUUAUUGGAAAACUGUUUCUCAAUAAAUCUAAUUUUGUGAUUUUUCUAUGUGCUUAGGAAAAUAUUAUUUCGGUGAUGGUGGUUUUAUGUUGAAGAGCUCAUUAUUGACUCCAUAUAGGCAUGUUCGUUACCACCUAAAGGAGUAUUCUCGAAAUGGACCUAAGAUUGCUAAAGAGUUAUUCAAUCAUCGUCAUACAUCUCUAAGGAAUGAAAUAGAACGAGCAUUUGGAGUUCUGAAGAAAAGGUUUCCGAUCAUAAAGAGUGGUGCUGAACCGCAGUUUUCAUUUCAGACAACUACGGAUAUCAUCUUAGCAUGUUGCAUUUUACACAAUUUUUUGAGAGGAGUGGAUCUGGACGAUGAACUACUUGCAGAAGUCGACAGAGAGCUUAAGAACAAAACACAGAAAAUUAUGAACGAUCCGAUGAGGAUCCUGAAGCGGGAGCAUUAUUACGAGAUAGUAUUGCCGAGCAAAUGUGGAAUGAUUAUAAUAAUCAUUUGAGAUGAACUAUUGUAUUAUUCAUUUGUAUUCUAGUGUUUUCUUUUUCAACUAUGUACAAUGAAUGUUAUAUUUGCACUUGCCAUUUUCUGUGAGCUUUGUUAUUUUGUGAAAGUGUGCCAUAAUUGCUUUGUGUAAGGUUAUAGUGUUCAGUUAGGAUGAAUUUUCAAAGGUGAUAGCAAAACAAGUAUGUUUACUUGGUCUUAUGUCUUUUUUCCUUGUAUGCCAGUCACUAACCUGAUUAUACAUUUUGUAGGUACCAAAAUGAGAGGAAAGGAAAAGGUCGUGGGAUAUGCAUCUCAGGGGGGAAGGAAAAGAGAGUAUUAUUUGGUCAAAUGAGAUGGAUGUUGAGCUCUUGGAUCUCCUACUUUCUGAGGAAAAGGGAAUAGACAGGAUGGUUAGUUUACUAUCCAUGCUUUGAACAAUGUAGUUGAAGUUUUACGAGGAAAAUUUGGUCUUCCCAUAGAUAAGACCAAUGUGAAAAGUAGGGAGCGAACCCUGAAAAAACACAUGGCGGAUGCGAAAGAAAUCUUCGACAAUAUGAGUGGCUUUGGUUGGAGCCCAAUCACCAAAAUGUUUGAGGCCGAGCCUGAAGUAUGGGAACGUUUGUGCCAGGAGAAACCUAGUGCAAGCAAAUACCGCCGCUUGCUUGUGAACAACUAUGACAAGCUUGUUGAGUUGUAUAGUGAGCAGAGAGCAAGAGGUGAUGGGGCUAUUAGUGGUUUCGAAAGGGUGCAAAUGUGGAAUGCAUCUCCACAAUUUGAUAUUGAUUUGAAUGAUGCAAAUGGUGGUGAUGAUACUCCUACUUUCCCACGGCGUCAAGGUAGUGCCUACAGUGGUGAAAGUUUGAAUGCUUUCACUCGUGAGCCGUCUCCUUCCAUCAACUCACAUGGAACUUCUUCCUCACGCGGGCUUAAAAGGAAGACUCCGAUGACCACCUUAGCUAGUCAUCAAUUUGAAGAUGUGAGUGCUUCUAUUAAGAGCAUGGUCGAGAUGUUGGAUGCAUGUAACAAGUUUGCUGAAAGAUCCUCUAAGGAGUUGAUUGGUGCUAUCGAGAGAGGUAAUUCAAUUCAAGAACAUCAACGAGAACGUAUUUAUCAUGCAAAUGAAAUUUAUGCAGAAUUGGAGAAGUUGGACUUGCCCGAAACCUUGCUCGAUCAAGCUUAUAAGUUCUUUGUGGGUAAUCGACAGCAGACAAGCAUGAUGUUUGGUUUGCCAGAACGGUCAUGCUUGCGGUUUGUGAUGAACUUGUCUAACAAACCAUCUUUCUGGAUGAAUGAUGACUAGAAUGUUUGUUAGUUAUUUUUUUGUUAUAUGUCUAAAAGCCAGUUGUUAUUAUGCUUGUAAUUUUGAAUGUGAUGGUCUUGCUGAUGAACCAUGAGCCAUGACCUAUAUACAUAUCAAAUGGUCAUUGUUUACUAUUAGAACGCAUGUUGUGGCUUUUAUGGAUGUCCUAUAUGUAAAAAUUGUGAACUUUAUAUAAGAUACUUAUAUGGUGUAAAUGGAUUUGAUCUUUAUAUUAUGAUGCGGUGGGUUGUAAAGUGGCUUUAUCUUUAUAUAUCAUGCUUAUAUUAUGUAAGAAAUUACAUAAUUCAGG